Molecule: messenger RNA, 850 nt
Organism: Cloeon dipterum
Lineage: Eukaryota; Metazoa; Arthropoda; Insecta; Ephemeroptera; Baetidae
Product: dynein light chain 1, cytoplasmic
Exons: 3
Coding region: 207-476 (89 amino acids)
Biological process (GO): microtubule-based process
Cellular component (GO): cytoplasmic dynein complex
Molecular function (GO): dynein intermediate chain binding
Source: RefSeq, a predicted model, not a curated record
CAGUGUGACAUUAUUGGAAGUUGGAAGCCCUUACUGACAGAAAAAGGCCGAUUCUUCGUUUCACGCCGCUGUCUCCGACGAUCGCAAAGCUUCUCCAGCAGGAUCUCUUCCGAAUUCUUGAUUUCUUAGCCAGUCGAGUCCGCAGGCCGAUUUUGGGUCACCGUUAGUCAGCUUUUAGGUCCAGUUCGAACCGAGCCAACGCCAGAAUGUCCGACCGCAAGGCAGUUAUCAAGAACGCUGACAUGGCCGAGGAGAUGCAGCAGGACGCUGUCGACUGCGCCACCCAGGCCCUCGAGAAGUUCAACAUAGAAAAGGACAUUGCCGCCUACAUCAAGAAGGAGUUUGACAAGAAGUUCAACCCGACCUGGCACUGCAUAGUGGGCCGCAACUUCGGCAGCUACGUGACUCACGAGACGAGACACUUCAUCUACUUCUACCUGGGCCAGGUGGCCAUCCUGCUCUUCAAGAGCGGCUAAUUCCAACAACUCGGUGUUAAGCUACUUCACAAAUAAAUGUUAAGAUAAGAGUUUAAAUUAAAUCGAAAAAAAGCAAAAAACGAGAAGUCCACCCUCACACGACGGCUUUGUGUUUUCUUGGCCAGGGGCCGCGCGAAAGAGCCGCUGGUAGUCAGUGUACAGUGGUUGAAUGUGAUAAUUUUGCAUACUUGAUUGAUUGAUUGGUAGCAUUUACCAAGCAGCCCCCUGACAACUUGUCACUCUCUGUGUCUCUUUCCUCUCGUUUUGAAAAUCUCACUACUUAUUAUUUACUUUUUUAUGUCCAUUUAACGUUAUGUUUGGCUUGAGUAACUGCGACAUGAAUAAGUUUAAAUAAAACCCCAACUGCUUCCCUA